Molecule: messenger RNA, 996 nt
Organism: Mucor velutinosus
Lineage: Eukaryota; Fungi; Mucoromycota; Mucoromycetes; Mucorales; Mucoraceae
Gene: RPS11B
Product: 40S ribosomal protein S11-B
Exons: 4
Coding region: 1-996 (331 amino acids)
Biological process (GO): double-strand break repair via homologous recombination; mitotic recombination; chromosome organization involved in meiotic cell cycle
Cellular component (GO): condensed nuclear chromosome
Molecular function (GO): double-stranded DNA binding; ATP-dependent DNA damage sensor activity; ATP hydrolysis activity
Source: RefSeq, a predicted model, not a curated record
AUGUCCCAAACACAAAGCGAUGAUGAAGAGACUGGAUUCUUGUUGAUUUCCAAGCUAGAGUCCUCUGGCAUUUCAGCAACGGACAUCAAGAAAUUAAAGGAAGGCGGUUACUAUACUGUUGAAUCGGUUGCCUAUGCACCGAAAAAAGCAUUGCUUGCUAUCAAGGGCAUUUCAGAGACAAAAGCAGAUAGAAUAUUGGGAGAAGCUGCGAAAAUUGUCAAUUUGGGUUUUACUACGGCAAUGGAUGUGCAUCAACGUCGACAAGAGAUUGUUACCAUCACAACAGGAUCUGCUGAAUUGGACCGCAUACUGGGAGGUGGCAUCGAGACAGGAUCUAUCACAGAGUUGUUUGGAGAGUUCAGAACAGGAAAGAGUCAAUUGUGUCAUACAUUAGCAGUUACUGCGCAAUUGCCAGUGUCCAUGGGAGGAGGCGAAGGCAAAUGUUUAUUCAUCGAUACAGAAGGCACAUUUCGCCCCAGUCGUAUUCUUUCUAUUGCAAACAAAUAUUCAUUGAACGGCGAGGAGACAUUAGACAACAUUGCAUAUGCUCGUGCCUACAACACAGACCACCAAACAUCACUCUUGAUCCAGGCUGCUGCCAUGAUGUCAGAAGCACGAUUCUCCAUCUUGAUUGUUGACUCUGCCAUGGCGCUGUACCGCACAGACUUUGCUGGUCGUGGCGAAUUAGCAGCUCGUCAAAUCCAUUUGGGCCAGUUCCUUCGACAGCUUCAACGUUUAGCAGAUGAGUUUGGUGUAGCUGUGGUCAUUACAAACCAGGUCGUUUCGCAGGUGGAUGGUGGAGCUUCCAUGUUCAACCCAGACCCCAAGAAACCUGCAGGCGGUAACAUCAUUGCUCAUGCAUCAUGUACCAGAUUGCAGUUGCGUAAAGGACGUGGUGAAAAUCGUAUUUGUAAAAUCUAUGAUUCGCCUUCAUUAGCAGAGAGCGAGUGCACAUUUGCCAUUAUGGAGGACGGUAUCAGCGAUGCAGUCGAGUAA